Salvelinus fontinalis (brook trout) is the source of this 2728-nucleotide messenger RNA. Its product is annotated as zinc finger protein 706-like. The coding region runs from base 1384 to 1614 and encodes 76 amino acids. The transcript has 4 exons. Lineage: Eukaryota; Metazoa; Chordata; Actinopteri; Salmoniformes; Salmonidae. The record is from RefSeq and is a predicted model, not a curated record.
AAUAGCCAAAUAAACACUUGGGUAACGUUUGUUUUGGUUUAGCUAUUCAGUUCUGCAAUGUCAGCUAAGUAGCUAGCUAGCUAUGCCACACGUGAAAUAGUUGGCUUGCUAACUGAUAGGUUAACGUUAGCCAUUGUUGUUAGAACUGGCUAACCAUGUUGUAUUUUGUUUCAGUUCGCGCCGCUGACGUGUUGGUCUUAGCUAUUAUCAGUAAACCACGCCAACUGUUACUAAUUAAUUGGCUAACUUACUAGAUAGAUACUGGCUUUGAUUGCUAGUUAGUUAGCUCUCUACCAACCGAACUAAAGUUGGCUAGCUAGCUACAAUGCAAGAGCGAAGUAUCAAGACGGGGUAUAGUCAUUAGUGUACACCGUAGCAAACAGUUGCAAAACGUUUUGCAACGUAAACGAGUUUUUAUUGGACACAGGUCAGUUCUAGAUAUUGAAUACACCCCAGCUAGCCACUGUACUGGAAUGUUCUGUUGUGGUUCUUGUUUUAUGCUCAUCACAUUCUUACCAGAAUAGACGAUAAUAAACUUUGUUUAAAACCUCUUAUAAAGUUGGAUUUGUAGCAUAAACUGGGAAUUUUAUGUUUUUGAUUAUGAUUGUCUGUUUCAUAUGUGCAAAGUCGUUAAAACGAUGUCCACUUUAACAACAUAUUUUAGCCAUUAAAUAGUAUAGCAUGCCUACAUCUUAUAUCAAUAAAUCAAAUGUAUUUAUAAAGCCCUUAUUACAUCUUUUUUAUUUAUUUUUAUUUAUUUCACCUUUAUUUAACCAGGUAGGCAAAUUGAGAACACGUUCUCAUUUACAAUUGCGACCUGGCCAAGAUAAAGCAAAGCAGUUCGACACAUACAACAACACAUAGUUACACAUGGAGUAAAACAAACAUACAGUCAAUAAUACAGUGAAAAAUAAGUCUAUAUACAAUAUGAGCAAGUGAGGUGAGAUAAGGGAGGUGAAGGCAAACAAAAUAUAUAUAUAUAAAUAAAUAAAAAUAUAAAAAGGCAAUGGUGGCGAAGUAAAUACAAUAUAGCAAGUAAAAAAAAAGUAAAAAAAAGUAGAGAUAGUAGAGAUAGAAAAAAGUAGAGAUAGAAAUAAUGGGGUGCAAAGGAGCAAAAUAAAUAAAUAAAUACAGUAGGUAAAGAGGUAGUUGUUUGGGCUAAAUUAUAGAUGGGCUAUGUACAGGUGCAGUAAUCUAUGAGCUGCUCUGACAGCUGGUGCUUAAAGCUAGUGAGGGAGAUAAGUGUUUCCAGUUUCAGAGAUUUUUGUAGUUUGUUCCAGUCAUUGGCAGCAGAGAACUGGAAGGAGAGGCGGCCAAAGGAAGAAUUGGAUUUGGGGGUGACCAGAGAGAUAUACCUGCUGGAGCGUGUUCUACAGGUAGGCCAUGGCUCGCGGUCAACAGAAGAUUCAAUCCCAGCAAAAGAACGCCAAGGCGGCAGCUGCUAAGAAGAAGGGAGCGGCAGCAGACCAGAAGACUGCAGCCAAGGCAGCACUGGUCCACACCUGCCCCGUCUGUCGGACGCAGGUGCCGGACCCGAAGACGUUCAAGCAGCACUUUGAGAGCAAGCAUCCCAAAUCCCCAAUGCCCCCAGAGCUGGAUGAUGUUGAGGCUUAAAAGACCAACACACACAAUGGACCUACAGCUGGACACGGGAUGACCACGAUUAGAGCGCUGCAACUGGAACUAAAUGGUGUCAAGAGACAAAACACUGAGGCUCCUGGACAUGGGUGGGGGAAUAUGUGUGACAAUGACCUAAAAUGGGGGCAGAAGCACACCAGCACCCCAUCUUAUAUGUCCAAACACCCCUCAACUUCAAGCACCCACCCAUUGAAGCACCCAUCUUAAUCAUAUGAGCCCACUCUACCUACUUUCCUUUUCCCUAUGCUGCUUCCUUCAUUCAUUCCUGAUUCAGUAACAUCUAGACUGUUACAUGUCUAAAAGUGUCAUGGUUUUACUGUUUUUCCAACUUUUUCUCAUUUGUGUACCGCUGUCUUACUUUUACCCCCCAACUCUUUUCUAUACCUCCUCCCAUACACUCUUGUGCAAAUCAUUUCUGCUUUCUUUGAGAAUGGUGUCAUAGUGGAAAAGAUUUGUUAAUUGCCCAAGACUGAGCCUUGUUCUGCCUGUAAAAGGCCCUGGUCGACACAGUGCCAAAAUCACUUUUGAUAGUCGCCGGGUCCACGUUGUAACAAUUGUAUUUUGCAUUUGACCAUUUCCAAGAACUGUAGCAAUAUAUAUGAAAGCAUUCCUCUGCCUAUUUGAUCCAUUCUGAAGGAAAGCAGUGAAUACGUUUUGUAUGUGUGAGAGAAUAUGUAUGCCUUGUAAUGCUAGCAGAAUAUGGUUACUUCCGAAUGCAAGUUAAAUGCCAUUCCGUCUAUACUGAUACCAGGCAAAUGCGUACUUAUAAGUAUUUUCAAAUGUAUUUCCAAUAUACUGAAGUGCUAUGUAGCUGAACAAGGGUGACACUGUCAAGGAUAGGAGUUUUUGGAGGUCUGUGUUCACUGGCAUUUCCUCUCACUUCUGCAUCAAAUCAACCUCUACAAUAUAUAUUCUACUUAUUUUAUUACAAAAAUAGCAGUACACAGUCCUCCAUAAAUAUAUUGACAAUGACACAUUCCUGUGUAUUGGAUCCUCUGUACAUAGAAAAACUGCAAAAAAAUAGAAUGACAUUUGCCAUUGCUACUAACUUGUACUGGUUAAAAGUAUAAUUAAAGAAAUGCAAAAAAAA